UUCCUGCGUUUCGCAACGUUUUACAUCUUCUAUUAAUGAUUUAACGGAACAUAUUUAAAAAGUAAUGACGCGUUUCCGUUACACCAUAUACAUCCGCACAAUUUUUUUGGAACGCACUUGAUAUAGACAUGUAUUUAACCUUCUUCUUUGCAAGUGGUACAAGCGUACGAAAUGCGUACCAAACGCAAAAUAAAUAGGUUUCACAAUUUUGCAUUUGCGUGUCUACUUUUGACCAUAUAUGUAGAUGCGGAGGUUUACUAAGAAAAUAUAAAACCGGCCAAAAUUUGUGACCACGUUUGAUAUCUGGAAACUGAUACACAACACAGGACGGAGGUAUGACGUAAGCAAAGUCAUGAUAUUUACUCUCGUGUGUCGUCAUUUGACUUGUUGAACCAGGUUACGUCACCGCGCACAUUAUUUUCGAGAAAUGUUUAUUGACGUUCGGCACGAAACUCGCAUUUUAUCAACCUCGCCUUACCUCAGCGUGACAAUACAUUCAUGAUGUUGCACAAGCGCGAGGAAUGACCGAACACCUUACAAAACUAUCGAAAAAGGCGAGCGCAGAAUCUUGAAAAAUUUAUGGAGUUUCCAGAUUCUAAAAAUACACCAUUAGCAAACGCAACUGGUAAGCAUGCAAGGUUUCCUGCCGGUAAUUGUUUUCGGCAUUGCGCAGUUUAUAGAGUUUGUGCGUAUUUGGAAACAGCUUCCGAAAAUCUGAGUCAUUACAUCACAUAGAAGCAUAAUCUUUAAAAAUACAAGGGUGGAAAUGAUUAUGAGAAAAUUAGAGUUAACAUGAAAAAAUCAAACGCCCUUCCGGUUUAGGUAGCUCAGCACUCGUAUAUAAACCCGGCGAAAAAUAUGGGAAGACAAAAAAUUCGAAACGAAGAUCAGAAAUCAAAGAUCAAAAGAAAAGAUAAAAUUAAACUUACAAUAUGUGUUUCAAACAAGUGUUAUUCUAUAUUUGUGUUGCUCUUCUACUUCAAUACAAAACAGCCGAAGCAAGUAAGAAAUAUAAACUGUACAGAAAUAAAUAAAAAAUUGUAUGCUGCUAAACAGUAUGUUUUAAUUAUUGCAUGUUCUGUAUUUUUUCCUGAUUUUCAAAAAAUAGAUCUUAAACAUUUUAACAUUACAGGCGAGUGUGUGGAUAGAAAUGUUCACUGUUCGACAUGGAAGAAUUCCUGUUCGCAGUUUGCAGUAUUAAGAACUUAUUGCCCAGUUACAUGCGGCACAUGCAACACAGAUUCGUGUAAUGUCUCCAAUGGUGGUUGCGAGCAUACAUGCGAUGAUACGUUUGGGUUGGCUGUAUGUUCAUGCCGCUCAGGUUUUCAACUUAACGAUGACAACAAAACUUGUAGAGACAUUGACGAAUGCAGCUUAGGUGAGAACCCAUGCGGUGAACUGAAAUGUCAAAACAAAAUUGGUUCAUACUUCUGCAAACCACGUGACUGUGGUGUGGUUUCUGAAAGAGCGACCCCAGUAGAAGACAUGCAUGACUGGCCAUGGAUGGUCCAGAUAUUAGUAAGCGGUGGACACAGUUGUGGUGCAACUUUACUUUCAAGUCGGUGGAUAAUUACUUCAAAUAACUGCGUGCACGGAGUACAACAUGCUUCUAUCAUUAUUUAUCUUGGGCAUGAAAAGAAUGCACUUAACCAUAGUCUCACUGACUCGCCGCAUCGAGUGUACAGAACAGUCAACCAGAUUAUUUCACACGACCUGGCUACAAGGUACAAUAACUCGGUCGCUUUAAUUAAACUAAACGAAGCCGUUGAAAUUAACGAAUACGUCAAACCGAUCUGUCUCUCUGGUGGAGAACGGCCGCAAGUUGGCGCUAAGUGUUGGGGAACUGGUUUCGGUUUUGCAGAUGAAAACAGCGUCGAGCCGUCAAAUGUGUUAAAAGAAGUUGACUUGCCCAUCGUUGAUAUCGACGUAUGUCGUAGAUCCUAUACCAACACCGCAUAUUCUGUUGAUAGAAACAAUAUGAUGUGCGCUGGGUAUAUUCAAGGCGGAAAGGACUUGUGUUACGGUGAUAUGGGAGGCCCAUUAAUGUGUCAACGUGAGAACAGUUGUGAUUUUUACAUAUCUGGUAUCACCCAGUUCGGAAGGGGUUGCGGGCGUCCAGGGAAUUACGGAGCAUAUACCAACGUCGCAUUUUAUGAAGACUGGAUUCGCACGAGUUUGGGAGAAGACGCAAGCGAACUAUGUUAAAUUUUAUACAAGCACUUUUUAAAGAUCAUAUUUUUAUAUGUAAAAUAUUUUGUAUAAUUUUCUAUAUACAUAUUUUAUAGAAAUGUAAAUUCAUAUUCAUGCAUUUUAUAUUACCUUUAGCGACUUUAGCUAUAUGUUAUAUUCAAAUGUUCAAAUUUUAUAUUAUAAAUUUUAAUAAAUUUGCUGUUAAU
Messenger RNA from Ciona intestinalis (vase tunicate), 2396 nucleotides. The record is from RefSeq and is a predicted model, not a curated record. NCBI's taxonomy places the organism in Eukaryota, Metazoa, Chordata, Ascidiacea, Phlebobranchia, Cionidae.